AUGCUCAAUCGACGUUUCAUUCUCUUCACGCUUUUCGCACUCUUCAAUACCCAAGUUGUACGAGCACUCUCAGCAAGUUCUUCCUCAUCACUAGACAACAAACCUUCUCCUGUUCCAACCAAAAGUUCGGUAAAUCGUGAAAAGCUACCACCUGUUGAAAACCUUGACACCACAGAACCAAAAAUGGGAUCUCUUCAACCAAAUAAGCCAGGUCUACCCGAUAGCAUCAAACUCCUCAUUGGAGCUGGAGGCAUUUAUGCAGCCUUCUUGUACUAUGGAUCUUUGCAGGAAGACGUCUUCCGUUAUGUCGCAGAAGAUGGAACUUAUUUCAAGCAAGCUUGGUUCUUGCAAGUUUUGGAAGCUCUGGCAAAUGUCAUCAUCGGAUUUGUCGGAAUGAAGGCUACCGGAGCCACGAAGGGAAUCCCACUUCGAAUGUUUGGAAUCUCUGGUGCAGCUCAAGUAACUGCAAAGGCCUGUACCAGUCUGGCUCUUGCCAAUGGACUUAGUUUCCCUGUGGCUACGCUUGCAAAGAGUGGAAAGAUGGCCCCUGUUAUGGCCGGGUCCUUGUUGCUCGGUGGUGCACAAUACGAGUUGCGAGAGUACUUGCAAGUUGCCGCAAUUAUUGGUGGUACUGCUGUCGUUUCACUUGGAAAGAAGAAGGGCGGGGGCGCUAGCAACUCUAUGAUGGGUGUUUUCUACAUCGUUAUGUCUCUUGUGUUGGAUGGAGUGACGGCUGGAUUCCAAAAGCGACUGAAGACAGAGACUGCAAAAGUUGGUGUAAAGCCAAAGCCGUAUGACUUUAUGUUCUGGACCAACUUUUUCAUGUUCUUGACCGCUACUGUCAUUGCUGGUUUAUUGGGAGAACUUACAAGCGGGAUGUCUUUUAUGUUUGCCAACCCUGAAGUCCUAUCCAAAAUUAUCAAGUUUGCAAUUUGCUCUGCUGUCGGCCAAUCAUUUAUCUUUUUCACCAUUGCCAAUUUCGAUCCACUUGUCUUGUCUACCGUAACCACAACAAGAAAGAUCUUCUCUGUUCUCCUUUCAAUUUUCAUCAAGGGUCACUCCCUUUCCAUGACCGGGUGGUCUGGUAUUGCAAUGGCAUGUGGUGGUAUCCUUUCCGAAUUGCAAGCAAAGAGCAGGGGACACAAGAAAGCCCACAAGAACUAG
Cylindrotheca closterium is the source of this 1164-nucleotide messenger RNA. NCBI's taxonomy places the organism in Eukaryota, Bacillariophyta, Bacillariophyceae, Bacillariales, Bacillariaceae. The record is from the annotation of a GenBank genome assembly.